AUGCUGAAACGCUGCGGCCGGCGCCUGCUGCUGGCGCUGGCGGGCGCGCUGCUCGCCUGCCUGCUGGUGCUCACCUCCGACCCGCCGCCGCCCCAGGUACCCGCCGAGCGCGGCCGGCGCGCGCUGCGCAGCCUGGCUGGUCCCUCGGGGGCGGCCCCGGCGCCCGGGCUGGGGGCGGCGCCGGCGGCUCCCGGAGCGCUGGCCCGUGAGGUGCACAGUCUGUCCGAGUACUUCAGCCUGCUGACCCGCGCGCGUAGAGACGCGGACCCGCCGCCUGGGGGCGCCUCCCGCCCCGCCGACGGCCACCCGCGGCCUCCGGCCGAGCCGCUUGCGCCCCGAGACGUCUUCAUCGCAGUCAAGACCACCAAAAAGUUUCACCGUGCGCGCCUUGACCUGCUGCUCGAGACCUGGAUCUCGCGCCACAAGGAGAUGACAUUUAUCUUCACCGAUGGGGAGGACGAAGCCCUGGCCUGGCACACGGGCAAUGUGGUCAACACUAACUGCUCGGCCGCCCACAGCCGCCAGGCUCUGUCCUGCAAGAUGGCUGUGGAGUACGACCACUUCAUCGAAUCUGGGAGGAAGUGGUUCUGCCAUGUGGACGAUGAUAACUACGUGAACCUGCGGGCUUUGCUGCGGCUGCUGGCCAGCUACCCGCACACACGGGACGUUUACAUAGGCAAGCCCAGCCUGGACCGGCCCAUCCAGGCCACCGAGCGGGUCAGCGAGAACAAGGUGCGUCCUGUCCACUUCUGGUUUGCCACUGGUGGGGCUGGCUUCUGCAUCAGCCGUGGACUGGCCCUGAAGAUGAGCCCAUGGGCCAGCGGGGGCCACUUCAUGAGCACAGCCGAGCGGAUCCGGCUGCCAGAUGACUGCACCAUUGGCUACAUUGUGGAGGCCCUGCUGGGUGUGCCCCUCAUUCGCAGCGGCCUCUUCCACUCCCACCUGGAGAACCUCCAGCAGGUGCCCACUUCCGAGCUCCACGAGCAGGUGACCCUGAGCUAUGGCAUGUUUGAAAACAAGCGGAAUGCCGUCCACGUGAAGGGGCCCUUCUCAGUGGAGGCUGACCCAUCUAGGUUCCGCUCCAUCCACUGCCACCUGUACCCGGACACACCCUGGUGUCCCCGCACUGCCAUCUUCUAGCAGCCAAGGCUGAGACCCC
Cynocephalus volans (Philippine flying lemur) is the source of this 1159-nucleotide messenger RNA. It is a transcript of the gene LFNG, whose product is annotated as LFNG O-fucosylpeptide 3-beta-N-acetylglucosaminyltransferase. The record is from RefSeq and is a predicted model, not a curated record. The transcript has 8 exons. Lineage: Eukaryota; Metazoa; Chordata; Mammalia; Dermoptera; Cynocephalidae. Gene Ontology annotation, biological process: regulation of Notch signaling pathway; pattern specification process. Bases 1 to 1140 code for a protein of 379 amino acids. Gene Ontology annotation, molecular function: O-fucosylpeptide 3-beta-N-acetylglucosaminyltransferase activity. Gene Ontology annotation, cellular component: Golgi membrane.